GUCGGACCUGGUACCUUGCCGUGAAACUGAUUAAUCUCACGUAGAGGGUCCAAAGCUCCAAAUCCAAUAGAAGCUACUGGAAGACCCGGUCGGGCAGUCCACUUCGUCCCAGACUACUCUACAGUUUGUCUCCUCCGUUUCCAAUUCCAUUACCAAUCGCUUUGAUCGCUCGCAGUAUGGACGCAGCUAAACUCAAAGAACUGAAGCUUUUCAUCGAACAAUGCAAAUCCAAUCCCUCCAUUCUCAGCGAUCCUUCCCUCUCUUUCUUCCGCGACUACCUCGAGAGUCUCGGUGCUAAGCUCCCUACCUCUGGUUACAACCACGCCGACUCCAAAUCGAGGAGCUAUGUCGUGGAAGAGAGCGACGAGGAAAUGGAGGAUAAGGAACAUCCACAAGGAGAGCCUCAAGAGGAAGAAGAAGAGGAGGACGAGAUAAUCGAAUCGGACAUUGAGCUCGAGGGAGAGACUGUGGAGCCUGAUAAUGAUCUUCCUCAGAAGAUGGGUGACCCGUCUGUAGAAGUCACAGAGGAGAAACGAGAGGCUUCGCAAGAGGCAAAGGCCAAAGCUAUGGAGGCUAUCUCUGAAGGUAAAUUGCCAGAAGCUAUUGACCAUUUAUCAGAAGCUAUUUCCCUCAAUCCGACUUCGGCAAUCAUGUAUGCGACCAGAGCUACUGUUUACAUCAAAAUGAAGAAACCCAAUGCUGCCAUCCAGGAUGCCAAUGCAGCCCUUGAGAUUAACCCAGAUUCAGCUAAGGGUUACAAGUCUCGUGGCAUGGCACGAGCAAUGCUUGGUCAGUGGGAAGAAGCAGCCAAUGAUCUUCACCUGGCGUCAAAGUUAGAUUAUGAUGAGGAAAUAAGUGCUGUACUCAAGAAGGUUGAACCCAAUGCACACAGGAUCGAGGAGCAUCGUAGGAAGUAUGAAAGGCUGCACAAAGAGAGAGAGGAUAGAAAGAUUGAGCGUGAGAGACAACGUCGACGUGCUAAAGCACAGGCUGAGUAUGAGAAGGCAAAGAAGCAAGAGCAAUCAUCUUCCAGCAGAAAACCUGGUGGUAUGCCUGGUGGGUUUCCAGAUGGAAUGCCAGGAGGGAUGCCUGGUGGGUUUCCAGGUGGAGUGCCAGGAGGAAUGCCUGGUGGUUUUCCUGGUGGAAUGCCAGGAGGCAUGCCUGGUGGUUUUCCUGGUGGAAUGCCAGGAGGAAUGCCUGGAGGUUUCCCAGGUGCCAUGCCAGGAGGGAUGCCAGGAAAUGUUGAUUACAGUAAAAUCUUGAACGACCCAGAACUGAUGGCUGCAUUUAGUGAUCCUGAAGUAAUGGCUGCCCUUCAAGAUGUAAUGAAGAACCCAGCUAAUCUUGCUAAGCACCAAGCAAAUCCCAAGGUAGCUCCUGUAAUUGCAAAGAUGAUGAGCAAAUUUGCCGGCCCAAGGUGAAUGAUGUUCAAAGCGUGUAGAAGUCUGCAUCCUAGUGUCACAUCUUGAGUACUUGUGUAGUUCUUCCUCUCCAAUUGCUGUUGACUUAUUCGGCGUGGACUGUGUUUGGCUAUCACAUUAUUGUCAAGUGUGGAAUAUUUUUAAGUUUUGUAGACCGAACUGAUUCAUUUCAUAGAUUGAAAUGUUUCAUUGAAAUUUCCAGAAGCAAUAAUAUGUUUUUGAGGCAGGAUUAUUUAGUGUC
Molecule: messenger RNA, 1662 nt
Organism: Hevea brasiliensis (rubber tree)
Lineage: Eukaryota; Viridiplantae; Streptophyta; Magnoliopsida; Malpighiales; Euphorbiaceae
Product: FAM10 family protein At4g22670
Exons: 11
Coding region: 177-1421 (414 amino acids)
Molecular function (GO): protein dimerization activity; Hsp70 protein binding
Source: RefSeq, a predicted model, not a curated record